Cyprinodon variegatus (sheepshead minnow) is the source of this 5759-nucleotide messenger RNA. It is a transcript of the gene dennd4b, whose product is annotated as DENN/MADD domain containing 4B. The record is from RefSeq and is a predicted model, not a curated record. Gene Ontology annotation, molecular function: protein binding. Gene Ontology annotation, biological process: regulation of Rab protein signal transduction. Bases 21 to 4265 code for a protein of 1414 amino acids. Lineage: Eukaryota; Metazoa; Chordata; Actinopteri; Cyprinodontiformes; Cyprinodontidae. The transcript is spliced from 24 exons. Gene Ontology annotation, cellular component: cytoplasmic vesicle.
GUGAAGGCCACACAGGAGGCAUGACAGAUGAGAAAUGUCCCCAGCUGGUGGACUACUUUGUGGUGGCGGGUCUGGACCCUGCUGGACCCUGGAAGUCCCUGGACGAAGACGGCCGGACCUCCUCCUUCCCUCCCUCCUCGUCUUCGGUGUCGGUCCGGGCAGGAGAGCCGGUGACGGACCUGGUGGUCAUCGCUCGGGGUCUCGGGGAGGAAGUACCAGAAGGUUUCACCUGCAUCGAGAAGACCCUGGGGGGUCACUCUGCUGAGCUGAGCGCCGGCCUCAUCAACAACCCGCACCUGUACCUGUGCUACCGGAGAGGGCGGGACAAACCGCCCAUACUGGACCUGGGGGUUCUAUAUGAGGGGAAGGAGCAGCUGAAACAGGGAUGGUACGUCAUCGAGACCACGCCCUACAGUCGCUCAGCCAGCCUGAGCUCUGGUGGCGCUCCCACGGCCCACCGGGUCUUCCUGACCUACCGCCGGGCUCUGGACUCACAGGGUCUGGAUACGCUGGGAGUCACUGACAUCGCCCUGCUGAUGCCUAGCAAGGGGGAGGUGGCACCGCACACCUUCUGUCGGGUUGACAAGAACCUCAACACUGGCAUGUCACAGAGGGACCAGUCAGGCCUGGCUCAGGGAUCCAAACCUCUGUGCUCUGCAGGUCUGAUCAGCCGGUACCCGGUGGAGGACCUGGAGGCGUUCCCUCUUCCCGAGUCGGUGCCGGUCUUCUGCCUGCCAAUGGGCGUCACCGUGGAGAGCUGGCCACUGAACUCCAAGUACCAGCUGCCCAUUUUCUCCACCUUCGUCCUCACAUCCGCCUCCGGAGACAAGGUUUACGGAGCUGCCAUCCAGUUCUACGAGUCCUUCUCCAGGGAGCACCUGUCGGAGCGGCAGAACAUCCGGCUCGGCCUUCUCAGCGUGGUGGACCGGCGGCCCAUCACCGGCCGCAGUCUGCAUGCCAAGAAGAGCAUCUGCGUUCUCUCCCACUGGCCGUUCUUCACAGUCUUCCAGAAGUUCCUCACCUUUAUCUACAGAUACUCCAUCUCCGGGCCGCAUGUCCUACCGCUCGAGAAACACAUCUCCAGUUUCAUGCACAACGUCCCGUUUCCUUCCCCUCAGCGUCCUCGGAUCCUCGUUCAGCUCUCACCCUACGACAACUUGCUGCUUUGCCAGCCGGUCUCCUCGCCACUUCAAAUCAGCGGAGCAAGCUUCUUGAAGCUUCUGCAGAACCUGGGUCCAGGGAACGCCUGCACACUGCUGCUGGCCGUCCUCACCGAACACAAGCUCCUGCUGCAUUCGCUGCGACCCGACGUCCUCACAUCCGUCAGCGAAGCCCUAGUCUCUAUGACCUUCCCCCUGCGCUGGCUCUGCCCCUACAUCCCUCUGUGCCCGCUGCAGAUGGCCGACGUGCUUCUGGCGCCGAUGCCCUUCAUCGUCGGCGUUCACUCCAGCUACUUCGACUUCUACGACCCGCCGCCAGAAGUCAUCUGCGUCGACCUGGACACCAACACCAUCUUCCAGUCUGAUGAUAAGAAGCAGUUGUCAUGGCGAUCGUUACCUAGGAAGCAUGGAAAGAGUCUGUUCAGCACCCUGACCAACCUCCACAGGACCCUGGAGAAGAUUUGCAGUCCCGGCCAGGAGGAGGCGACCUUGGAGUUCCUGCUAACAGACUACGACCAGAUCUACAGGCGUCAGAAGCAGCUGGAGCUGGAGAUCCAGGAGGCCUUCCUCCGCUUCAUGAGCUGCCUGCUGCGAGGAUACCGGGCCUACCUGCUGCCCAUCACGCAGGCGCCGUCCGACACCACCACCGACUGCAGCUCCCUGUUCAACCUGCAGGGGUUCCUGAAGUCUCGCGAGCGAGCCCAGCAGAAGUUCUACGUCCAGCUGACCAGGACUCAGAUGUUCACCCAGUUCAUCGAGGAAUGCUCGUUCGUCAGCGACCGACACGCCUGCCUGGAGUUCUUCGACGAAUGCGUCCAGAAGGUGGAUGUGGAGAAGCCAGAGGAGGUGAGGCUGGUGGAUCUGGAUGAGACCCACAGCGGAGAGCACACCGUCUUCAUCAUGCCGCCUGAAGAGCCGCAGGAAGCUGAUGGCUCUGAGUGCGCCGCCCACUACAGUUAUGAGACAUUCCCUACGCUGAAACCAGAACUGUUUGACCGACCGCAGGACCCGCUCCGAGUCCCGGCCAAAGGAAGCGCCCCCAACAGCCCCGCCCCACGACGCACCAAACAGGAGAUCAAGCUGGCCCAGAAACGAGCUCAGAAGUACUCUGCGGUCCCAGACAUGUGGUCCAAGUGCUUGUUGGGUCACUGUUACGGCCUCUGGUUCAUCUACCUUCCCACCUUCGUCCGGGCCGAGAGCUCCAAGGUCCGGGCCCUUCACACGGCCUACAACGUCCUCAAGCACAUGGAGACCCGGAAGGUGGUGCUGCCAGAUGAGGUGUGUUACCGCAUCCUGAUGCAGCUGUGCGGUCAGUACGGUCAGCCGGUCCUCGCCGUCAGAGUCCUGCUGGAGAUGAAGAAGGCUGGAAUCACUCCCAACACCAUUACCUACGGAUACUACAACAAGGCCGUUCUGGAGUGUAAGUGGCCAUCGACCAAUCAGGGUGGUCGUCUUCGCUGGGCUAAGCUAAGGAACGUCCUAUUGGCUGUGUCCCAGUUCAGACAGCCAAUCAAACGACGGCGGAAGAGCGGUUCUGUGGGCUCCAGAGGAGAAGCCAUGAUAGAACCUGGCCAGAAGCCCCGCCCACAGUCCGCUCUGAUUCGUCAGUCUAGCUGGAGCGGCCUGAAUGAAAGCUCCAGUCACGAGUCUCUGAGCGGGUCGCUGGUAAAGAGCUGCAGCCUGAGCAGCAUGAAGACGCCUGGCAACAAGAUCAAAGCUUGUAAGAAGUCGUCCCUCCUCCACGGUUCAGGGACGGAUGGGGACGCCGUUCUCCGUAAACCGCCGCUGGGUCGUAGAGAGGCAUCUGCUCCACCUGCAGCGCCCUCUGGAGGAGCGGUGGUGCGGCGCAGUGACGUCUGCCUCUCCACCUUCUACGCUGAGUGUGUGGAGUCGGAGCUGGACUCCAGUGGCGAUCCAGAGGAGAGAUACAGCAGGUCUGACAGAACAAGACGUUCUAGUGACAGAAACAAGGACGGCGUCGUAGAUGAGAAUUCCAACCACGUCGCGUCUCCGAGCCGAGCCGGUCUGGCAGGAAAACUGCAGCAGCUUCUAACACCAACCAGACACAGAGGGUCGGUAAGGCGAGCCGCCAGCGUUGAAAACCGCCGGUCAGGAAGAGGAGGAAGAGACGACGGAGGUAUUGGCCAGAGAGCGUCGGAUCAGAGGCAGUCCAAGAAAUCCCAAAUGGCUGAAUCUCUCCUGAGGGCAAAGGAGCGGCUGGUGAACGCCACCUCUGAGAGCUCGCUGUCUGUAGGAAGUGACCUGGACCUGACAGAGACGCCAACCUCUUCGUAUCCUCUGCGCAGGUCGUGGGACGCCAACCAGGAGGGGGCUGGGAUGGAGGUUCUGAUGUCCAGCUGCUCGCUGUGCCGCAGCUGCAAUUCGCUGGUUUACGACGAGGAGAUCAUGGCGGGCUGGACCUCUGAUGACUCCAACCUGAACUCGGCCUGCCCGUUCUGCGGCGCCUCCUUCGUCCCGUUCCUGAACGCAGAAUUCUGCGACCUGGGACCCGUCAGCAGUGCGGAGCGUUGUAACAUGAACCUGGAGGACGAGGUGGAGAGUGCUGUGAGGCCCCCUGGUGGUCAUGAGGGUUCUCUGCGACCUCACUGUAACGGACUGAGCGACGACUCCAGCUCUGAAACCAGCACCUACUCUGAGACCAGCAAGGCCACCACGGUGUCGUCGGUGGGAGCGACUCCUCAGGUGACGGUGGCCUAUCUGAGUCCUCUGGUUCUGAGAAAGGAGCUGGAGAGUCUGCUGGAGAACGAGGGCGAGUCGGUUCUGGCCCAGCCGCAGUUCCUGGACAGCCACUCCAUCAUCUUCUGGAAUCUGUUCUGGUUCUUCCAGCGACUCGGCUUGCCCAGUAACCUUUUGGAGCUGGUGCGCAGCUCACCGCUGCUCAGCCAGUUCACACAGUCUCCAGACGAAGCCUCUGAAAUCUUCCUGUCUUUGUUUGCAGUUGCGUUUGAUAAGAAGUACAAGGCGGCGUACCUGCGCCUCGGCAGCUCUCUGGGUCGGGAUGAGCUCCGCAGGAAGAAGGUUCAGCCUCCUGGUACCAAAGCCAUCGACUGCAGAAGAAGCUUCCACCCGCCGCUGGAGUGCUGAGGGUUCCCUACCCUGGGAGAGGGGACAGUGGCAGACCCAACCCCGCAGCCUCCACCUGCUUCACCUCUCCGCUGCCUCCUGGUGGAGGCCAGAGUAACGUGCGCCUUCCUUUCAUCCUCAGCAGGUCCUGAAGCGGUCGAAGAAAUCGGAUCGGAGUGUAAACCGAUCUCGGAUCGGUUCUACAGAGGAUGGAAGACGUGUUUGCACGAGAGCAGGGAUCAGCUGCAUCCCGGAUCUGAACUGGAGGUGCUGUCUUCCUGAACUGGAGUUUGAAUGGGACGUUUGUUUUCCCUACAGGGAGACUUUAAGGACUUUAUUGUCGAAACUCCUCAGAACCUGUUUGAUAACUGCGGAGUUUGUUUGGAUCGGCUGCUACAUUUUUUCCAUGAAUCUAUAUUUAGUGAUGUUUCCUGUGAAUUUUCUCCAGAGAGAUUCUUCGGUCUCUAAACAUCAACGCUUCCAGUCCUCCAGAGUUUUAGUUCCUGUCGUGGAUGCAGUUUGAGCAGCUGAUCACAGAACAUCUGUAAUUCCCUUUUGGGCUCCGUUCAGCUCAGAUAGAACAGAACCGGAUCGGCCGUCUGAUAGGCUGCAGUGAUACGCAGACUGAGAAGUGUUGUUCUCCAUUAGAGCCAAUCACUGGAAAAUUCCCAAAAGAAAAUGUAAAAUAUUGGAGCGAUUGGUUGGUUGAAUACAAGCCAGAACCCAGAAAAGGCUCUGAGUUUUUAUUAACGAGUGAGGAAGAACAACAUGCUGGUUCUGAACUCGCUUAUCUGUUUAUUUUUAAAUUUAAGACCAGAACUUUGACAUCAGAGCAAAAAUGUAUCCAUAAAUAUUCCUCGUUACUCCGGGUCGUCCGGAUCCAAACCCGAGCCGCAGGCUGAGCAUCGGAUCGGUCUCAUUCGACUUAGACUUUAGCUCCUGACCCGGUUCCUGUCGGGGAAGAUCAGGUCUGGUUUCACUGGGGGUUAAAAAUGGCUCCGGCUGUUAGGAAUGAAUGAUAUGAUGGGGAUGAGAAGUUCCAGAUGAUUCUGAUUACUGAAUGAUUUCCCAGGAAGGAUCCGGUUCUGCUUCAGCAGAACAUUUGAUCAGGAGCAUUUUCCAGGCUCUGCAUCCUGGAAGUCAUGUUCUGAGUAUAAAAUAAGAACAAAGAUCAACAACUAGACCCGAGAUAGAAGCUGAAACACGGGGAGAUCCUAAAGGACAACGAACGGAUCUAUCUGGUUCUGUCAGGCCCAAUCUUGCCAUCGGAACACCGACUCAGGAUUCCCGACCCGAACACAGGAACCCUGCCCUGACUUCCUGAACUUCCUAAACCUGUUGUAAACUGUUUCUGGGUCGGUUCUGUUCACCAGCUGUGAUUGAUAAGCUGAAGGCCAGAACUCUGCUCCGACACACAGAUGUUUAUUUAAGUUGGAUGUUUGUCUAAUUUAUAUCUGACUGUGAGUCACGUGGAACCUUAGUUUUUGUUUUGUAAGAAAACAUCAAUAAAAGACG